AUGGAGAUGCAGCAGGAGCUUGCAGGCUCGGAAGGACCUGGUCCAAAGGACUAUCACAAAAACAUCCGGUGUAUCUUUGUGUCGCUCUUCUUCGGUGUCACACUGUCAGCAGUGACGCUUGGUCCACUGUUUGAUGCUUACUUGCUGAACAUCGGAGGAGUGAAUGGCAACAAGCUGGUCGGUGCCGUGGAGUCCACGCGGGGGAUUCUGCAGCUCGUGCUUGCAUAUCCCAUCGGAGCCGUGUCUGACAAGAUGUCAAGAAUUCGGCUGCUAAAGUUGGACUUGCCAUUUUGGACUCUCGGACUGGGCUUGCUGAUCAUUGGAGUGCUGCUAGACAGCCUGCCUCUGCUGUUCAUUGGCAUCGGGGUUUGGGCGCCCUGCUCCCAGUGCUGGAACAGCAGCAUGACGGCAUGUCAGGUUUCCAGGUGUGUGGACUCGCGGACUGCCGGGCAUUGGCAAAGG
Messenger RNA from Symbiodinium necroappetens, 462 nucleotides. The record is from the annotation of a GenBank genome assembly. NCBI's taxonomy places the organism in Eukaryota, Dinophyceae, Suessiales, Symbiodiniaceae.